UCGUGGGGCCGCAAGUGAGCUAGCCAUGGAUCUCGAGUCGUUGGCGUUUGCUCGCCACGAGCAGUUGAGGGACAUCUGCCGGGGGCUGCAUCUCCCCACCGGUGGUGCACGCUCUGAUCUUGUGCGGCGGAUCCUCUCCGUAUCGCACAGCAGUGCGCGGAUGGAUCGGGAGAUCGACACUGAGUUCGAGGAGGUGGCCCCGGAUGAUGAGGAGCUCACUGGCUUACCUGAUGCUGCUACCAGGUCGACGCUCCCUUCUCCACCCAUGGAUUUGUUUCGUCCCGCACCGUCUCCGAAACCUCGCUUGCCGAAAGUAAGUGAUAAUCCUUAUUUCGGCAACAGUAUUGUGAGCAACAAAUUAGAUUACAACAGUGAGCAGUCCUUUGCAAUGAACCAGUCGCAGUUUCAGGCCAAUCAGGGUUCUGCUCCUACUACUAGUCCUAGUACUUACCAUACGCAUGACGCACCUGCACUGGCUUCCGCUAGCCGUCGUACUCGUACUGGGCGUACACAUAGCCAUACUAAGGUUGCAUGCUCUACUCCGGAGCCAAAAGCGGUCCACGUCCACCGUCAGCCCGUACAUGUCGCUUUUGGUGAGGAUCCCGUGUAUGGAGACCCUCGGCCUAGUAGUAGUACGCACGAACUGAGUGAUCAGGCGCAGGCCAGCGCUAGUCGUACACGUACACCCGCAGGUCCGCAUGCCCCGCACGUGCACAUCGAUCCUGCUGCUGAGACCCCUGAGGCUGAGGCUGAGGCUGAACACGAACAGCGUUCCGCCACCGAUGUCGAUGUCGAUGUCGAUGUCGACUCGCCGUCCCAGCUGUCGAUGCUCACGCAGUUGGUCACGCAAAUGGCGCAAGUGCAACUCACUCAGGCCACACGGCGAUUCUCUCAGAAGGUGCCACUGGCUAAACUGCGCCCUGGGGACGAUGUUGAGGCAUUCCUCACCAGUUUCGAACGAUCCAUGCGGGCGUACAGAGUUCCUCCGGACGAUUGGGUCUAUUUGCUAAGCCCCCAGCUGACUGACAAGGCCUUGUUGGCUUACACGGAACUUGCCUCCACUGAGGCUGACAGCUACGACCGCGUGAAGGAGGCCAUUCUCCAUCGCUAUGCCGUUACCCCCGAAACGAGCCGCCGUAAAUUUCGGGGCACUACGCUGCAGAGCUCGGAGUCCAUGAUUGACUUCGCCGUCCGUGUCCGUGACACUGGCAGUCGUUGGCUAAGCCCCGCAUCCUCGCGCGAAGCCAUAUGUGAGUUGAUCCUACUGGAACAGUUCUUGUCUGCGCUUCCUUUUGGUUUACGCACUUGGCUGCGGGAACGCAAACCGUCGUCCCUCGACCAGGCUGCUUCGCUAGCGCAGGACUAUCUUGACGCACGGGAUCGCGUACAGGAGCCCAGCAGUGGUCGUCUCAGCAGCGGCAGGGAACAGUCUCUUGUCUGCCACAUUUGCCAGCAGCGUGGCCACAUGGCCAGGGAUUGUUCUAAGCGACGGGCACCAUUGCCGAACACUGACGCACGUGCCCAGGUGCAGGGGUCAUUUGCGUCACCCCGAGACCGGACGUCCGAGUCAUCCAACCUUGCUCGAGUUCACUGGGCUGCACCAACCUCAGGCUCAGCGCGGGACCGGCCAGUAUCUUCCUCAGCUAACCCCAGUCAGACCCACUUGUCAUCUGACCGCCCAGUGACUUCUCGUCCUGACCGUCCCACACCACCACCGAGACGCCCCAUGUCGCAGCCGCAUUGCUAUAAUUGUCGUGAGCUGGGACAUAUUGCUAUUAAGUGUCCGAAUCACACUCGCACCGCUCUGUUUUCCAGCCCAGAUCAGGAAGUCCAAGAUGCUGGUACAGUUCAUUUGCUGCCGGAUGAGGAUGAUCUGCUGGGUGAAGCAUAUUUCUGCUCACCCCCUCCACCUGUAGACUCUGGUCGGUUGCCCCCCGCUAAUCCCAGCGCCGCCAUGGGACCAGCACCGGAGUACACCGUCGCUGGGUACGUGAAUGGUACCCACGUCCCGAGCAUCGUUGUUGAUACCGCGUGUGGCCGCACCAUGGUACACAGGACCUUGGUCCGGGACCAAGAUUUGUCUGGUGAGACUACCUCCAUUCGUUGUGCCCACGGUGAUGUGGCCAGUUACCCCAUGGCCGAUCUGACCAUCACCAUCGACGGCAUGGUGUACUAUGUCAAGGCAGCAGUGUCCGAGCACCUGCCCCGUCACGUGUUGCUUGGCCGUGAUGUGCCCCACAUACAUGAGUUGGUCCGGCUGUGUCAGCCAGCCGCCACGGACGUCUUGGUCUCUACGCGUGCACAGGCCAAGGCUUCACCUGAGUCGACUGGUGCUGCUGGUUUGCACGACAUCUUCCCGUUCGAGGAUGAACUGUUUGAGGAGUUGGCCUCGAAUGCAGCUUCUUUGCGUGCACCGCCGGCGGACCUAUCUAGCACACCGGAGGUGACACCGCCACCUAUCUCUGCACCCGAUUUGCCAGAUGCCACCCGUUUCGCCGACGAGCAACGGCGUGACCGAUCUCUUAGCCCAUGUUGGGACUAUGCUACUGGCCGACACAAGACGCCCGUCAAUGGCAGUACCUUCUGUGUUCGCCAGGGCCUCCUCUACCGGGAAUACUCACCGGAUGGUGAAGCGGGGAUGGACACCACCAGCCCCUACUACCGCCUUCAGUUGGUUCUGCCCACGAAACGGAGAUCCACCAUUCUGCACCUCGGCCACACCGUCCCCAUGGCUGGCCACAUGGGACAGGCGAAGACAUCCCAGAGGAUUCUUCUCCGUUUCUGGUGGCCGACGAUUCUUCAAGAUGUCGCACAGUAUUGUUCCGCCUGUGAACCAUGUCAGCGCACCGCCCGUGUUCUGCGUCAUGAUCGGGCACCACUUAUUCCUCUUCCUGUUCUUGGCGAGCCCUUCCGGGUGGUAGCUAUUGACAUUAUCGGCCCAUUGCAGUGUACGCAGUCCGGCAAGAAGUACAUCCUCACCUUGGUGGAUUAUGCAACCCGCUAUCCGGAGGCAGUCGCUCUUUCCAAUAUUGAGUCGACUACCGUGGCUGAUGCGUUGAUCUCCAUCUUUUCCAGAGUAGGACUGCCAGACAAAAUCCUCUCCGACCAAGGCUCCAACUUUACAUCGGACGUCCUCCGACAAGUUGCUGCUUUACUCCGUAUCCAGCUUACCACAUCCACUCCGUACCAUCAACAGACCAAUGGCCUCGUCGAACGGUUCAAUGGUACCCUCAAGGGUAUGCUUCGUCGGUUUGCUGCUGAUGCGCCACGAAGUUGGGACGAGGUGCUCCCAUAUGCUUUAUUUGCGUAUCGAGAGGUGCCUCAAGCCAGCACUGGUUUCUCACCAUUUGAGCUCCUGUACGGCCGCCAUGUCCGCGGCCCGCUGGAUCUCGUGCGCGAUGCUUGGGCUCAGCCAACGGAGGAGCUCCGGACCACUACUGCCCAGUUCGUCCUCACCAUGCGGGACCGGCUUGAACGCAUAUCGACUGAGGCUGGCUCCCACCUUGCCACCGCGCCGCAACGGCAGAAGGCCUACUAUGACCGCCUGAGUCGGGAACGCACAUUUGCUCCGGGAGACGAGGUACUGCUCUUGCUUCCGGCUUCGGCUCGCAAAAUGGAAGCCGUGUGGCAAGGCCCUUACCCUAUUCGGCGUAAGGUCGACAAGGUCAAUUAUGAGAUUGACAUGGGACCCCACCGCACGAAGCGAUAUCGGGUUUUCCACAUCAACCUCCUGCGGCGUUUUCGCCGGCCCCAGCUCGCGGCCUUCACCGUUCCUAUGGCGGAGGACGACCCAGACACGGAGCUGCUGCUUGACGACUGCUCCCCUCUACACGUUGAUGGUGGCCGUCCUACCAUUAACCCCGACCUUUCGCCGGACCAGCGGCAACAGCUCGACAUGCUGCUAUCGGAGUUUGAGGAUACCCUCUCACCCCAGCCUGGCCAAACGACCGUGGUGGCUCACUCCAUCCACACUGGCGACGCCACACCCAUUCGUUCCCGGCCAUAUCGUCUUGCCGCUGCGCACCAUUCUGUUGUCCGCGAUGCCGUCGACGAAAUGCUGGACAUGGGCGUCAUACGCGCAUCCCGCAGUCCGUGGUCUUCACCCGUUGUGCUUGUGCCGAAGAAGGACGACUCGAUCCGCUUCUGUGUCGACUACCGUGCCCUUAAUCAGGUGGCCCAGUUCGACUGUUACCCGAUGCCGCGGGUGGACGAGAUCCUCGACUCUGUCGGGUCUGCCCAGUUUCUCUCCACCCUUGACCUGUCCAGGGGGUAUUGGCAGAUCCCUCUGGCAGAGGAUGCGUGUGCCAAGACGGCCUUCACCACACCGUUUGGCCUGUACGAGUUCACUAUGAUGCCAUUCGGGCUCCAUGGAGCGCCUGCAACAUUUCAGCAUUGCAUGGAUACCGUCUUGGCUGGUCUCCCGUUUGUCCUGGCGUAUUUGGACGAUGUCGUCAUCUUCAGUCCGACUUUUGAGGACCAUCUUGUCCAGCUCCGCCACGUUCUUGGUCGCCUUCACGACGCUGGGCUCACUGUGAAGCCGAAGAAGUGUUUAUUGGGUAUGGUCGAAACUCCCUUCCUUGGCCAUGUGAUUGGUCAUGGUCGGGUGCGUGCGGACCCUGGCAAGUUGCAAGCUAUCGACGAUUGGCGACAGCCCACGACCAAGAAGGCCCUGCGUUCCUUCCUGGGGUUGUGCGGCUACUAUCGUCGCCUCAUUCCUCACUUUUCAACCAUCGCGGAGCCCUUGGAAGCCAUGACGUCGAAGGGCCACCCCAACACCCUCCACUGGACGACCUCAGCUGCACAGGCCUUCUAUCAAUUGAAAGGCCUCCUUGUCUCCGACCCGGUCAUUGUUGCGCCGAACUUUGCUGCGGAGUUCUACCUGCACACGGACGCGUCCGAUGUUGGUUUGGGCGCUGUCCUGACCCAGCGUGAUGCCCAGGGCACCGAACACCCCGUAGCAUAUGCCAGUCGCAAGCUCCUCGACCGUGAACGCCGUUAUGCCACCAUCGAGAAGGAGUGUCUCGCCCUCAAGUGGGCCAUUCUCAAAUUCGCUCCGUAUCUCCUCGGCAGACGCUUCACCUUGAUUACCGACCACCGCCCUCUUCAAUGGAUCGCUCAGCAUCAUAGUGGCAAUGCUCGGGUGGCCCGAUGGGCCAUUGCUCUGCAGCCGUUCGCUUUCACCGUUGUGCACCGGCCUGGCGCUCUCAAUGGCAACGCCGAUGCAUUGUCCCGCCAGAUGUGACUUUCUUCUCCUGCUGUGUUGCUCCUAGCUUCUUCGUCUAUUGUUUCUCUCUUCAUUUAGUCAUUGUCCCAGAUGGUAUCUCGGACCGGAGAAGGGGAAUGGUGUGAUGAUAUUGUACCUUUAUAUCCUUUAGUGCCGUUACAUUCUAUAUCUAUUGUUUCUCGUUUAGUCAAUGUCACAGAUGGUAUCUGUGACCGGAGAAGGGGAAUGGUGUGAUGAUAUUGGAACUAUAUCAUUUGGUGCCAUUAAAUAUCCCUAUACAUAUACAUAUACAGUAACUAUAACCUUCACAUCCUCAUAUUUACACCUGUCCAUAUAUGACAUUAGAAUAGCAUGCUGCGUACUACUUCCCGUACUACCGGUACCUUUUCUAGUACUCACAUAUUGUACAACUUUACACACCAAGAUAAAAUAACAAGGAUGACAGCCCUUCAGGGUUAGUUGUCGGUUAGCCGGACAAGAGUGGGUUGUUGGUGUGUCCUCCCCUAGGCCCUUCACAACCCCAUGCCCUAUUAGGAGAUCCUAGUACACACCGUGCCCUAGUAUGAGAUCCCAGUACACACCAUGCCCUAUUAUGAGAUCCCAUAACACCACUGAACUAGUGAACAUUUACACCGAUAGAGUACUUCGCUCAGCCGCAUGCUUGAAUUGCUUCAUUUCCCUGUGCCGCCGGUCCUGCCGUGACUUUCUGCUAUUGUAAACUGAUGUGUGCUGUGUGCUGUGUGUGCUGUGUGCUGUGUGAUGUGUGCUGUGUGAUGUGUGCUGUGUGCCGUGUGAUGUGUGAUG
Messenger RNA from Sycon ciliatum, 6028 nucleotides. RefSeq lists its product as uncharacterized. The coding region runs from base 26 to 5242 and encodes 1738 amino acids. Gene Ontology annotation, molecular function: nucleic acid binding; zinc ion binding. NCBI's taxonomy places the organism in Eukaryota, Metazoa, Porifera, Calcarea, Leucosolenida, Sycettidae. The record is from RefSeq and is a predicted model, not a curated record. Gene Ontology annotation, biological process: DNA integration. The transcript has a single exon.